Molecule: messenger RNA, 1433 nt
Organism: Aspergillus ibericus CBS 121593
Lineage: Eukaryota; Fungi; Ascomycota; Eurotiomycetes; Eurotiales; Aspergillaceae
Exons: 3
Coding region: 122-1381 (419 amino acids)
Source: RefSeq, a predicted model, not a curated record
CCUGGCUGCCAUCGGGGCCCCCUGGCAAAAAGUCUGGUCAUCAUCACACACACUGACCAUGUCCUGGCCACGAUUUCCAUUCUGUCCACUCGUAGAGACGUCGAUGUGAUCCCGAUGAACGAUGCCUCAGAUCUCGGCUGCUAUCCAAGCCGCAGAGGCGGAGGGCCGCAUCCCCUCGAGCGUCAGUCUGGACUACCUGGCCCAGUCGCGAGAUCAGCCCACCAAGAUCGCCAUCCUCUUCGUUGGCGCCCUGACCUUCGUGAUCGUCGUCGCCAGGUGCUACGCCAGACUCUUUCUUGUCAAGAAGUUCGGCUGGGAUGAUGGCUUGGCUGUUUUUACUCUGUCCCUCUACAUCUCGAUCGUCGCCCUGUCCGUGGUCUUGAUUGACAUGGGGAGUGGCCGGCACAUUGAGUACAUCCAGUAUGUGCUGACCUUGACCCAGGUCGACAACACCGAAAUCUACGACUUCGUCAUGCACAUCUUGUACACAACCGCCUUGUUCGUCUGUCGGCUGUCCGGUCUGGCCUUCUACCAACGCUUGGCCUCGCGCCACCCCAAGAUCUCCUUGGCCAUCAAGCUUUCGGCAGGCUUUUUGAUCGCCGCAUACCUAACCCAGUUUUUUCUGCUGCUGUUCCACUGCCUCCCCGUAACUGGCCUCUGGCCUUAUACCUGGCAGCCGCAGAUCGACGAUUAUAACUGUAUCUCCUGGGGGGAUGUCUAUGUCGCCAAUUCGGUCUUGUCACUGGUCUGCGAUGUGAUGAUGUUGACCCUCCCGUCCAUGCUGAUCUACAUGCUGCAAGUGUCCCAGAAGCGGAAACUUCAGCUGUCGCUCAUCAUGUUCCCGGGCGUCUUGGUCCUGGUUAUUUCGUGCGUCCGCAUGUACCUUGUCAUUAUCGGCCAGUGGUCCUCCGACGGCAGUUGGGCCUACGACCCGAUGCUGGCGAUCGAAACGUCCGAGGUGGGCGGCACCCUGAUCGCGCUCUCGAUUCCCGCCAUGAAGUCUUUAUUCGGAUCGUGGUUUUCGCACCUCAAAGCAUACUCGUCGCGUGCAGGAGGGACUAGUGGCAAACCGAGCGGAGCAGCACACCGAACCUAUGGGCGAAGCUGGGAAACCGGGGUGAAACUGAGCAGUCUGGGAAACCGCACCAUGGAUGACGCAUACAAGGUCAAUAUCGGGGCGGGGGAGGAUCCAAUCGCCCAGAUGCCGACUAGUGACCGACACCAACGUUCGCGGAACGACAACUCGUCGGAAGAUCUGCUCAUGGACGCAGGGUUCUCGCAGGAGAAUCGACAGUUGGCACUCAAGCACGGAAUCCGCUUGACGGAAGAGAUUUCCGUGUCGUCGUCGAGAGCCUCGGGGAUCCACCAGUUAGGUCGCUGAUGAAUUAGAUAAGGGUCAGCAAUAGUAAUAAUAUCGGUAUUUUUUUCCUCCA